Messenger RNA from Caenorhabditis angaria, 3448 nucleotides. The record is from the annotation of a GenBank genome assembly. Lineage: Eukaryota; Metazoa; Nematoda; Chromadorea; Rhabditida; Rhabditidae.
AUGUCGACCAGCUAUCGUAUGGUUACAACAACUACGCAUACUUCUUCAUCACAUCAUGGUGGAGGUAAGGAGAAAUUAGAUUUCUAGGCUUGUAGUAAGAGUUAGGCUUACUGGAAAAGUUACACCACUUAAUCACCAAAACUUCUUAACACCUACUUACCUAAUGCAGUGAUUUAGGAAAUUUAAAAAAAAAGGUUUUUUUAACGUUAAAAAAACCAAAAAAGUUACCAUUUUCUUAACACAUUUGAAAUGUGUUAACAUUUGAAAUGUGUUAAGAAAAUGGUGAAAAAAUAAAUAAAAAUACCGUUCGUGAAUCACGUUAACGUUAAAUAAUGUUUUUUACUCCGCGAAUCACUCCACAAAAUUACAGAAGCUCACCUCCAUGCCGCUGAUGACUUUGUGCGUGCCACCGAAAAAGAAAAGGUCGAGAUGCAAGGUCUUAACUCCCGCCUUGAGGUUUACAUCGGACGUGUUAAGCAACUCGAAGAGACCAACAAACAACUCGUCAUUGAACUCGAUCAAUUGAGAGGUUCACUUGGAAGCGACGUUGGACAAAUCAAAUUCAAAUUCAAUGAUUCUUUGAGCAAGGCUAGACAAGAUAUCAUCGAUGCUGCCACUUCAUCAAUCAACAUUGAAGUUAGAGUUAACAGACUUCGUGACGAUUUGAAUGAUUAUCGCAACAGAUAUGAGGAGGCUCGCAGAGAAAUCGAUAGAGAGAAGACAUCUUGGGGAGGUGCUAUUGCUCAAGCUACCGCUGAACUUGAAAACAACAAAUCUAGAUAUGCGGCUAUUUUGGACGAGGAAAAGCGAUUGUAUGGAGAGCAAGAGAAUCUUUAUGCCCAACUUGCGUCGGCGAAAGAUGAACUUGAUGCGGCGAUUGCUGAUAGACUUCGUCUUCAACAUCAAGAAGAGGGGCUUCGCACUGAACUUGAAUUCCUUGGAAGAGUUCACUCGCAAGAAAUCGCCGAGCUUCGCAAUUUGCUUUCGCAUGCUCCAGCUGAUACUCGCGAAUUCUUCAAGACUGAAUUGGCUCAAGCUAUCAGAGAUAUCAAAGCGGAAUACGACAAAAUCAUCCAAACCACCAAACUUGAUUUGGAGACCAUCUUCCAAAGCAAAAUCGACGCGAUCGAAGCGUCGGUUAGCACAAGAACUGAUGCUGCGCACUACAGACAAGAGGAGAUCAUCAAGAUGAAUUCGAGCAUCACAUCGCUUCGCGCUAAAUUGGCUGAACUCGAAGCCAAGAAUCACGAACUCGAAAGAGAGGCCAACUCAUUGAACAUUCAACUUGGCGAUGAUCAAAGACAAUAUGAGCAAGAAUUGUUGAAGCGCGAUAAUCAAUUGAGAUUUAUGCGCGAGGAUUGUCAGACACUUAUUGCUGAAUUGCAGUCGCUUCUCAACACCAAACAAACUUUGGACACUGAAAUCGCCAUUUACAGAAAAUUGGUCGAAUCAGAAGAGAGCAGGUUAGUGAGAUCUCACUUCUCGAGAAGGGGCGGGUAACUAUGUAUGUACAAAAAAAAAACAUUUGAAGAUUUGACCAUAUCGGAGAAAUCAACACCAGGUAAAAUAAACCAAGCUUAAAUCACACUCGCACAGCUUUACACACACACACAAGAGCUUAGCACUCACAUCUUUUUAAAAAACUCACAAAAAGUUUGAGUUUUCCGGACAAGAACAACAGCAGACAACUACCACUACAACAAGGUAUGGUAGUAUUCAGAGCUGGGAAUUUUUACGUUUUACGGUUUCACGGUGCCGCGUGAAAAUUUCCCAGGUCUGGUAGUUUUGAAAAAAGUGAUAAAAUUUUAUACAGAAUUGGACAAGGUGUUCAACCACAAACUACAGUGGAACAUGGGUAACUUAGUAGAUUAGAGAGUAGAUCUAGAAUUCUAGUAGACGUAAAAUUAAUGUGUCUUGAAGAAUUACACCGGGUACACCUGGAGCAGGUUAUGUGAGCAGCACUUUUGCGAGCACCAGCACUCCAGUUGGUUAUGGGGUCAGACCACUUGACUCAACUUCGAGAUAUCAGCAGACUGGGUUGGUUAGCUAGAGAGUACAUAAUGUAGAUAGACUAACUUGGGAAGUUUCAGAGGCGGUGUUAGCCAAGGAUAUACCACUUCUACAGGGUAUGUUGGUAGAUAGCUAGAGUAGAGUAGUUAUGAUAAGUUAAUAAAAAACAACUUCAGAGGCUCGCAUGGUGUUAACCAAGGAUAUACCACGUCUACAGGGUUUGUUCUAAGUAGAGUCUAGUUUACAUAUCCUGAUACAUAGGAGUGAUUACAGAGGUUCACACAGCCAAACUGCUUCUGGAUAUGGGUCCACAGGGUUUGUGUAUAGCGUAGAACUUGUAGUCUAGAAACUUGUAGUCUAGAAACAUGAAAUCUUUUUAGAGGAACCUAUGGGAAUUUUAAAAUCGGUGACCCAUCAAGAUAUGAGGUCAGAAACGUCUCAUCCUACGGUGGACCGCUAUCCGGGUCUUCCGAAAUCGAAUAUAAGACGGGGUAUGUUCUGUAGUAUAGUAUAUUAUAAAAUCACAACUGGAAUUUUCUAGCAUUGCUCAUGUGAAUAUUGGAGGUGGAGCUGGAAGAGGAACAGGGUUUGACUAGAUUAGGGUAGAUGUCUGCACAUAGAAAAAAAUGAGAAAAAUUUGCUUUUGACGCGAAAUUACGACCAAAACCCUCUGACCGCACGCUGACCCUCGACUCCGCCCUCUUUUUCUCUCUCAAAACUGCAAUUUUGCGGCGCACUUUUUAUUUUCCUUUGAAAAAUGUUGGAAUUCUAGAACAUUCUUCUGCGUCUCUCACCCCUUUUCCGCCUGCGUAUUUGAAUCUGCAAACACUGCACAGCAGCAAAAUAUGUUUUAUUUUUUUCUAUGUGUGUCUGUUAAGAGAAUAAGUUUUUAGAUUUGAUGGUGGUUAUACAUCGAGUGUGCAAAUGGGUGGAGCGGGAGAAGGGUACUUGGUAGUAUAGAGAAAUCAGAAAUAGAGAUACCUUCUCACGUAUCAAUCAGAAAGAAUAUUUCUUUAUUUUCAGAGUCGGCAAAUUCGAAGUGGAGAAAGAUAUCUGGGCAUCUGGAGAAAUUCGCUCAACCUUCAAACGUCACGCCAAAGGAAACGUGAGCAUCACCGAAUGCGAUCCAACCGGACGAUUCAUCAUCCUGGAAAACACCAGCGGAACCGUCACCGAAAGCAUCGGUGGAUUCCAAAUCCGUCGAGUGUUGGAUGGCGUCACCGCCUUCACCUACACACUUCCCAGCCCACUCUCCAUCCAUCCACGUGGACAUUUGAAGAUCUACGGAAAAUCGGCCGGUGGAAUUCACUCGCCACCCGAGACUAUUGUGAUGGAGAGUCAUCCAAGUUGGGGACACGGACAUCGUGUUGAGACAACUUUGUACAAUUUGCAAGGAGCUGAAAAGGCAUCACAUAUUCAAACUAAUGAAAGUCAUUAG